Molecule: messenger RNA, 2505 nt
Organism: Diaporthe amygdali
Lineage: Eukaryota; Fungi; Ascomycota; Sordariomycetes; Diaporthales; Diaporthaceae
Exons: 6
Coding region: 1-2505 (834 amino acids)
Biological process (GO): lipid metabolic process; nuclear-transcribed mRNA catabolic process, nonsense-mediated decay
Cellular component (GO): telomerase holoenzyme complex
Molecular function (GO): telomeric repeat DNA binding; protein binding; telomerase RNA binding
Source: RefSeq, a predicted model, not a curated record
AUGCGCAAAACAAAGCAAAAUGUAACGACACCGCCUGCUGCGACGGGGAUUCAGCAUACUGGUCAAGCGAUACGUGCGCCCUGCAGUGCUGCAUCUCCAUCGGCAACCUACCAUGGUGCUCUCUCAUGCGACACCAUGGCGACACGCCGCUCUGAUCAUGGGUUCUUCUUAAUUGACCAAGCUGCUCCGGCAAGCACAAAAGAGCCGCAUCCUCCUGAGCCAUCCAAAGACCAGCCAUCCCAAGAGUCUAGAAAUGACAAUAUCGACGACACUACUCCGCAAGAGCCCCCUGCUCCCGCUGCGAGUGGCGAGCCAGCCCAAGAAGAUGCCAUACCGGCGAGAAAACGGUUAAAGAGCCCGACAAACUCCGUCAAGGCAGGUGAUCGCACUCGGUCGCCUUCUCCUAAUAGGCGCUCAAAGGGCAGACAAAUAACCCCAGCAGACGACGAGCCCACAGCCGACUUUCCCGCAAGACCUAAAGCUACAACGAAUGGCCGCUUGUGGGAUGAGGGCGAUCCCACCUUAACUCGCAACCCGGCUGCCCAGCCCUCUCCUCAACAACAUUCACUUCCGUCUCGACGCCGCGAGAACAAAGUCAGUAGCCAGACGGUGGAAGAGGAGGAUCCUUCCGUGAAUACAAUGCUUCCACAGCCUGAGACUCGUCCGAUCAGUCAGGAGCAAUUAGUUGCCGAAGUAAAAGGAAUUUAUGCGGGCCUGGUAAUGGCCGAGUCCAAGUGCAUUGAGGUGGAUAGUUCGCAAAGCGCACAAAAUGAUUCAAGUCCAAAACUCGAUAAUGAACAGUGGCAAGCGCUGAUCGCGCUGCACCGUACUCUUUUGCAUGAACACCACGACUUCUUUUUAGCCUCGCAACAUCCUUCGGCAAGCCCGGCUCUGAGAAGACUUGCGUCAAAAUAUGCCAUGCCAGCAAGAAUGUGGCGCCACGGUAUACAUUCAUUCCUUGAAUUGUUGCGCCACAGGCUUCCUGCGUCGUUGGAACAUAUGCUCACUUUUAUCUACCUCGCCUAUUCCAUGAUGGCUUUGCUGUACGAAACAGUGCCCAAUUUUGAAGACACAUGGAUCGAAUGUCUCGGAGAUCUCGGUCGAUACCGCAUGGCUAUCGAGGAUGAGGACAUACGUGACCGGGAGAUUUGGACAGAUGUGUCGCGGUACUGGUAUUCGAAGGCAAGCGACAAGGCGCCCACCACAGGAAGACUGCAUCAUCACCUGGCAAUUCUUGCACGGCCGGAUGCGGUCAAGCAGCUGUUCUAUUACACCAAGAGUCUGUGUGUUGCGAUACCAUUCAAAUCCGCCAGAGACAGCAUUCUCACCCUGUUCGACCCGAUCAUCAACGGAACUCAGACUCGUCUUCAAGCCAUUGACCUCAGCUUCGUGAAGGCCCAUGGUAUCCUUUUCAUUACAAGCAACACAGACGAGAAACACAAAGCUUUCCCAAAGAACCGUGAUGAAGUCAAGGUCGAGUACGAAAAGGCCAAGAGAGAGUUUCUCUCACACCUGGAUAACCACAUUGCGCGAACAACCAGGAGCUGGAUGGAGCCCGGCGCGUUGAUUGCUAUCUCAAAUUGCAAUUCUCUACUGGAGUACGGCAAAAGUGAGGCAAACACCAAUGGCAAACCCAACGUUUUGAUGACUGCCAUUCUGCCAAAGUCAGACAGCGACACCUUCAUGGGAUAUUCAAUUGAUGACAAGCCAGUACCAUUCGAAGUCUUCAGCGAGGCCUCUGAUCUUGCCAAGCAGUGUGACGCAAUCAUCUCUCGCCGCUACGGUGACCCGAACAUCCUGCCUUAUCUCAAUGUCCGCCUGUCUUUCAUGAGGUUUAUAUGUGGCAACGAAACUGCUAUUGGGCAUCUGAAAGACUGUUUACCUUGGGAGUUGGUGGCUCUGAUGCUGAAUUCUCUGUCAAUACAGUGCCAGAGUCAUCAGAGCGUUGAGUCUGAAGAAUUCCCUCGGUCAGACGACCGACCUUUGCCUGAAGAUUGGCACCUCCGAGGGCUCCUCUGGGCUGACCAACUGUUCCCGCCUGACUGGUUCAACAAUGACAAGGUCGACGACGAAGAGAGAACAUUCGAGCUGCCUUCCACCACCGAGAACAGAAAGGAGCGAGUCCUCUGGCUGGGCUAUCAACUCGCCGUUCCUGGCAAGUGGCUCAACAAACGGCUCCCAUCUCGACGGCCGCCGCGCCUCAAUGCGAACACCUACCCAGAUGAAUUUCUGCUCUCUUCCUCGCCUCGCCGCUCCACCGGUCGACUGAAGCGCUCCUUCCGGGCACAUAGACCACAGAUAGCACGACAAGCGGCAGAGGCGGCCAUGGGUUCCGAGGCGCCUCUGAGGGUCCUCUCUCUCGAUGGCGGCGGCAUCCGCGGCAUAUCAAGCCUCCUCAUCCUCGAGGAUGUCAUGGAGAAGCUCCGCGACGCCCUGACUCUCGACAGCAUCCCGCGGCCCUGCGACUUCUUCGACCUGAUUGGGGGCACGAGCACUGGAGGGUAG